GAGUCUGGGGCGAUGCUGGCCAACCACAGCAGCCAGAUGAUGUUGGCAAAGGCGGCAAGAAGGGCAAGGGGCGUAAGGGCAAGGGCAAGGGUCAGGACGACGCGUGUGGAGGAGGCCCAGCCUUGCCUCUGGCGCCAGGGGCCCAGUUCCUGGUGGCCCAGCCUAAGGAAGCGAACUCUGACAUGGAGAUCAGCGGCCUUAAGCAGCUGGUGGCGAUGUUGGAGCGAGCUGGUGACACAGCCGCGGCGGCGAAGCACAGGAGGGCCCUCCUUGAGAAGAAGCGCAAAGCGGCUGAGAAGGAGUACGUCGCUCCACUGUCCCAGCGGGUCACCUUGGCCCACGAGCAGGUGGCGGAAGCUAAUCAGAAGUUGGAGAAGGCUGUGGCCUACUUCGAGCGCCUCUCUGAGGGGCUCGAUCAGCAGCGCCAGUGGGUGCAGCAACUCCCGGACGAGCUUGAGGAGCGCGAGGCGGCGCACCGCAGGCUGGUGGUGGAGCUCAAUGCGAAGUUCGUACCGCCGCAGCAGGACGCCCAGCCACAGGCGCUCAGCGUGGCAGGCAUCUUGGACGGCACGAUUGAGUCGAUCCCUCUGUCCUUCGCGGGCCUGGGCUUCGAUGAUGCAGGAUAUGAUAUGGAGGUGGCUGACAAACGCGAGCUGGCUGACCGCACAGCUAGACUGCAGUCUGAGUUGUCGGCGGCGGUCCGAGCCAUGUUCGGGCAGGCGGCUGAGAAGGCCAAGGCCUUCAAGACCGAGCAGGAGCAGAUGGCACUGCGCCUUGCAGGCAAGCGCAGGCGACUGCAGCAGCCUGAGGGGGCCAGCUCCUCACGAAGGCGCGCUGCUGGUGAUCGAGCUGGCCCAGCAGUGCGGGACGGUGCAGAUCGGCCCGCUCCUGGCUCCAUGGGGCUGCCGCCGCCAGAGCCCAUCGACGAGGGCGGGCCUGAGGCGGCCUUCUACGACGAUAUCACGGCGUCGGCUGCCAGAUGGAUUCCUCGUCUGCAGUCGCCUGAGUCAGGGGCGGACAGCUGGAUGAGGUGGUGCAAGCCCUACGUCAGGGAGCUGCGUCUGCAGGCCUGGGACUUUGACUGGGUGCAGGAGGCUCGCCAGGGCAGGACCGUUGACCAGAUGGCGGAAGACAUCUGCACGGAGUCCUGGCAUGAUGGAGCUGAUAAUCGUGUAAACAUCCUCGGCUUCUUUGACUGGGCUGCGGAGCAUGACAGGGAGAUGCCGCGCUGGGCCCUCCGCCGCCACUGGGAGGAGCUGCGCAGGAUCAAAAAUGAGAUGAGGGACCUGCUUGGCCCGCCUCGUGAUGAGGGUCAGCGGACCUCCGACGUGACUGAGGUCGAUGUGGAAGCUGCGCUGGCGACUGGAGCCGAGGGCUGCGACUCUGUCGCGCCCUGGCUGCACCAGCGGAGUCUUGGGAGCAGAGCGGAGAUCGUCUACUUCGAGUCCGGCUGGGCUGAGCAGAAGCAGACCACGGGCAAGGACCAGUACCGUUUCUAUUUCGCCAACGCCACGUCUUGUGGCCAGAAGGCGUGGUGCUACCUGAACCAGUCAGAUGGUGAUUUUGCUGUCUCGGACACCGAGGUGCAGGCGAUCAAGAGGCUCAGUCGGUCAGGCUGGGCUGUGACUUCCCAGUCGGCAGUUGGCACAGCGCGUGGUGGAUAUCAUGGCGGGGUCUGGGCCAUGACCAGGAAGUGGCUGCGGAAUGCGCCGCUUUACCCUGAGGUGAAGAGAGCAGUGCAGGAGGAGCGGGCCACGAGCAUGGAGACGCAGUGGACCAGCCAGGCGGUGCGCAUGCGGGACAUCAAUGCCGCCUUCGUCUCGCUGUACCUGGUCACGGGACUGGGCCUGCAAGGGGAGAACACCACCAUCCUCGCAGAGGUGGCAGGGUACGUUCGCUCUCAGGGCAAGCCGCACGUCAUCGCUGGCGACUGGAACAUGGAGAUAGACGAGGUGGCGGAGAGUGGCAUUCAGACCUACCUCCACGGCGUCUUCCGAGCUGCUCCUGAGGAGGCCCCUGGCGGAGCCAG
Prorocentrum cordatum is the source of this 2029-nucleotide messenger RNA. The record is from the annotation of a GenBank genome assembly. Lineage: Eukaryota; Dinophyceae; Prorocentrales; Prorocentraceae.